UUGAGGCUUCCUACUAAUUUCUCUUCUGCCAUUAUAAGCUUACAACGGCGCUUUAAUGCGAUAGCGGAGAAGUUUUGGGGGCCAAGGGAGGAGGCAAACAAGUUCAUAAGCGGAUCAAGUAAUUUCCAGAGAUACCCCAUCUCACUCGUCACCAUUCAGCAUCCCUUCCACAAUUUUGUUUGUACUCAUCCAGAAAUUAAAGACAACGUGAUCAGAGUGAAGCAGGAUUUGGGAAAAAUUUGGAGACGAGCUUUUCAUCUCUUCGCGCAUGCCCCUCAAGAUUGACGACUCUUUCCCUUCGCUUGCUCCUCCCGUGGUGGUGGGAAUGGAAGGGGAGUUUGCAAGCAGAAACAUCAAGGCUCUCUCCUCCACUUUGCUAUUGAUCUUAGCCUUUGUGUGGAUCCUCCUCCCCGUUGCUGCUGCCAAAUUUGACUACAAAAAUGCCCUCUCCAAGAGCCUGCUCUAUUUCGAGGCCCAGCGCUCCGGCCGCCUCCCCUACAAUCAGCGCGUCACCUGGCGCGGCCAUUCCGGCCUCACGGACGGUCUCCAACAAGGAGUGGAUCUGGUAGGAGGGUAUUAUGAUGCAGGAGACCAUAUAAAGUUCGGGCUGCCGAUGGCCUUCACGGUUACAAUGCUAUCGUGGAGCACCAUCGAGUACGGUGACCAGAUUGCGGCAGCCGGCGAGUACCACCACGCUCUGGAGGCCAUCAAGUGGGGGACCGAUUACUUCAUCAAAGCCCACACCCAACCCAACGUCCUCUGGGCCGAGGUGGGGGACGGCGACACGGACCACUACUGCUGGCAGAGGCCGGAGGAUAUGACGACGUCGCGGCAGGCGUACAAGGUUGACACGAAGAAUCCGGGGUCGGACCUCGCCGGAGAGACCGCGGCAGCCAUGGCGGCGGCAUCCAUCGUGUUCAAGAAAUCCAACCCACAUUACUCCCAUCUCUUGUUGCAUCAUGCCCGACAGUUGUUUGAGUUUGGGGACAAGUAUAGGGGAAAGUAUGACAGGAGCGUAAGAGUGGUGAAGAGUUACUAUCCGUCCGUAAGUGGGUACGGGGACGAGCUGCUGUGGGCCGCGCUGUGGCUCCACAGGGCCACCGGGCGGGAUGAAUAUUUGGAGUACGUGGCGGAGAAAGCCGACAGUUUCGGGGGCACCGGAUGGGCCAUCGCCGAGUUCAGCUGGGAUGUCAAAUAUGCCGGCGUUCAAAUCCUUGCUGCCCAGCUCUUGGCAGGAGGAGAGAUGCCAGAGAAGCACAACCACAUACUGGAGCAAUACAGAUCAAAAGCUGAAUACUACAUUUGUGCCUGUCUCAACAAGAACAAUGGCAGCAACGUGGAACGCACCCCUGGCGGCAUGCUCUACAUUCGCCAAUGGAACAACAUGCAGUAUGUGUCCAGCGCUGCCUUCCUCCUCGCUGUCUACUCCGACUACUUAACGGCGGUACGCCGGGGGCUGCAUUGCCCUGAUGGAGUCGUCACGUCAGGGGAGCUGCUGGCUCUGGCCAAAUCCCAGGCUGACUACAUCUUGGGCUCCAAUCCCAUGGACAUCAGCUACCUCGUGGGCUAUGGGCCCAGGUACUCCAGGCAUGUGCACCACCGGGGGGCAUCCACUGUGUCUUACAAGGAGAGCAAGGGGUUCAUUGGGUGCACCCAAGGGUAUGAUGACUGGUAUCACCGGCGGCAGGCGAACCCGAAUGCGCUCGUCGGGGCUCUUGUCGGUGGUCCCGACUGCCAGGAUAAUUUCAGGGAUGACCGUGGGAAUUACAUGCAGACAGAGGCAUGCACUUAUAACACGGCACCAAUGGUGGGUGUGUUUGCAAGGUUGCAUCGGUUAGAAAGCCAACACAUUCAACAAUGGUCAUCUCGGACUUCCUUCUCUUACUAGGCAUUAAUUACAGGGUUGUUGAUUGAAGUAAAUAUUCUCUCCUUUUUUAUUUUUUGGUUUGUCCUCUCUCUCCUUUUUUGUUGGAGGGAUUAGUUACAUGGGAGGAUCGAAUAUUC
Elaeis guineensis (African oil palm) is the source of this 2004-nucleotide messenger RNA. RefSeq names its product endoglucanase 11. Lineage: Eukaryota; Viridiplantae; Streptophyta; Magnoliopsida; Arecales; Arecaceae. Gene Ontology annotation, molecular function: hydrolase activity, hydrolyzing O-glycosyl compounds. The record is from RefSeq and is a predicted model, not a curated record. Gene Ontology annotation, biological process: carbohydrate metabolic process.